UUAGUUCUCUUAGUUCUCUUAGUUCUCUUUCUCGUUUUCCUCCCCUCCCCCAUUAUCCCAAAUGAAGGACUCUCAUGAGAGUGUGGGCUGGGGGUAGGUCUGCAAACGUCAAAUGAUUGGCACCAAUUGUGAGAUGACUUUCUAACCACGUCAGUUUUGUUUUAUCUGCCUUGAAGUCAACUUUCUCGUGUCUGUUGCUCCACAAACCGCCUUCCCCACUUGCUGCGAUUUAAACUCUUUGGAGUUUCCCUCCCUCCGCUCUCUUUCCCUUUGCCGUUCGGUGGGAGCCGUGUUGGAUCAACGUGUGGACUAACGUGCGCUCCGUCCCUGCUCAAUAGCUUUAACAGCAGCACGGGAUGAAGAGUGAGAUCCCUUCGGUAGUUCGAUUGCUUGGAAUUGCCGGGGAGCAGCCGAGAUCAUGGCGAGCAGGAGCACCAAAAACUCCACAGCAGCACAGCAGAAAGGCAGACAGCACGUAGAGGAGCACAACGGUGACAUGCAAGUGGACAAACAAGACGACGGGCAUCCUGGGGAAGGAGCAGCUGAAGAAGUCUCAAACGAGGAGUCUGAUAAUCGGAGUUUAGAAGAGAUUUUGGGUAGCAUCCCUCCUCCCCCUCCUCCAGCAAUGACCAAUGAAGCUGGUGCUCCUCGUCUCAUGAUAACUCACAUUGUAAACCAGAACUUCAAAUCCUAUGCAGGGCAGCAAACUCUGGGACCUUUUCAUAAGCGUUUUUCAUGCAUUAUUGGGCCCAAUGGCAGUGGGAAAUCCAAUGUCAUUGAUGCGAUGCUUUUUGUGUUUGGGUAUCGAGCACAGAAAAUCAGAUCCAAAAAACUGUCUGUGUUGAUCCAUAAAUCUGAGGAACAUAUGGACAUCCAGAGCUGUUCUGUGGAAAUCCACUUCCAAAAGAUCAUUGACAAGGAAGGAGAUGAUUAUGAAGUCAUUCCUAACAGCAAUUUUUGUGUAUCUAGAACUGCCUUUAGAGAUAAUUCUUCAGUAUACCACAUCAAUGGAAAGAAGUCAACAUUCAAAGAUGUUGGUAUUCUUCUGCGAAGUCACGGAAUCGACCUGGACCAUAACAGAUUCUUGAUUUUACAGGGGGAAGUUGAACAGAUUGCAAUGAUGAAACCCAAAGGCCAGACUGAACAUGAUGAAGGCAUGCUGGAAUACCUGGAAGAUCUGAUAGGUUCUGCACGACUGAGAGAUCCUAUUCAAACUCUUUGUCGCAGAGUAGAGACUUUAAAUGAACAGAGGGGAGAAAAGUUGAAUAGAGUUAAAAUGGUGGAAAAAGAAAAGGAUGCCUUAGAAGGGGACAAGAAUAAAGCCAUCGAAUUUCUUUCCUUGGAAAACAAGAUGUUUAAAGAGAAAAACCACAUCUGUCAGUACUACAUCUAUGACCUACAGAAAAGAAUAAACGAUUUGGAAGCACAGAAAGAAAAUAUACAGAAAGAAACUAAAGACAUUAAUGAGAAGAGCAGUAAACUUGCAGAAGAAAUGAAAAGCAAGAGCAAAGCUUUAAAAGAUCUUGAGAAGAAAAUUGAUAAAAUUACGGUGUCAAUAGAGGACAACAAGAAGAAAUUUACUCAGUUGGAUUUGCAGGAUGUUGAAGUAAGGGAAAAACUGAAGCAUGCCAAAAGCAGGGCUAAAAAACUGGAGAAGCAACUUCAGAAGGACAAAGAAAAGGUGGAAGAACUGAAAAGCAUUCCUACCAAUAAUGAAAAAACCAUCAGCGACGCAACAUCUAAGAAAGAGCUUCUUGAAAAGGCAAAAGACAAAGAAGAAGAAAAACUGAAGCAGAUUAUGAGUAGUCUUAAAGAAGAAACACGAGAAAUUCAGAAAGAAAAAGAGGGCAAAGAGAAAGAGCUGAUGGAGUUUUGUAAGACGGUGAAUGAUGCGCGUUCAAAGAUGGAUGUAGCGCAGGCAGAACUCGAUAUCUACCUCACCCGCUAUAACUCUGCUGUGUCUCAGCUAAACCAGGCAAAGGAGGCUCUGAUGAAUACUUCUGAAACUAUUAAGCAAAGGAAGGCUGCUAUUAAAGAUAUAGAAGUAAAGUUACCUGCUGCUGAACUGGAAUUAAAGGAGAAAGAGAAAAAGCUUGAGAAGCUUAAAGAAGAGGAACUGAGCACUCAGGAUCUUGUUCGAAAUCUCCGUCAAAAAGUAGAAGAAGCCAAAAGUUCUUUAGCACAGCACCGCAGUCGAGGAAAAGUGCUCGAGGCUCUGCUUGAGCAGAAGAGGUCGGGGAGUAUUCCCGGAAUACACGGGAGACUGGGAGACUUGGGAGCUAUCGAUGAGAAGUAUGACGUUGCUGUCUCAUCAUCUUGUGCUGCCCUGGACUACAUCGUCGUUGAUACAAUCGAUAUUGCCCAGGAAUGUGUGGAGUUCUUAAAGAAAACAGGAAUUGGAUCUGCCACGUUUAUAGCCCUGGACAAAAUGGACGUAUGGAAGAAACAUCUCGCAAAAAUCCCAACUCCUGAAAAUGUGCCUCGGCUGAUUGACCUGGUGAAAGUAGAAGAUAAGACCUUCUCCCCAGCGUUUUACUUUGCGUUACGUGAUACCCUGGUGGUUAAGAACUUGGAUGAUGCUACCAGGGUAGCAUUCCAAAGAGAUAAAAGGUGGAGGGUUGUAACGUUGAAAGGAGAAGUCAUUGAGCAGUCAGGAACAAUGACUGGUGGUGGGACUAAAGUAAUGAAGGGCAGAAUGGGCUCCUCGGUUGCAAUUGAUGUUUCACCAGAAGAGAUCGACAAACUGGAAUCUGAACUGCAGAGGGAUUCCAAAAGAGCAGUACAGUGUGGAGAAGAAAAGUUACAGCUGGAAGAAGACAUAACAAAGCUACAGAAAGAUGUCUGGGAAAUGAGAAGUACUUUAGAAAAGUACACAGCGACUAUCCAGAGUUUUUCUGAACAAGAAAUUCGUCAAAAAGGCCAAGUUAAAGAACUUGAAGCAAAUGUAACAGCUGCUGCUCCAGACAAAAACAAACAGAAGGAAAUGGAGGAAGUCCUCAGUAGUUAUAAAAAAGAUUAUGAGCGUGUUUCUGAGCAAGCUGGUAAAAUGGAAAGCGAAGUUAAAAGGUUACAUAACCUCAUAAUUGAUUUCAAUAAUCGUAAACUUAAAACACAGCAAGACAAAGUUGAUAAGAUCAACCAAGAAAUAGACGAUUGUACUUCAACUAUUACAAAAGCCCAGGUGGCAAUCAAGACUGCACACAGAAACCUGAAAAAAUCUGAAGAUUCUGUUCUUCGCACCGAGAAGGAGAUUGGAGACAAUGAGAAAGAAAUUAAAGACUUAACAGAAGAGCUGACGGUGCUGGAACACAAAGCUACUGAGGUUCUGAACGACAGCAAGCAAGCUGAAGAAGCGCUGCCGGCCAUUCAGGAGGAGCACCGCAGUUUGCUGAAGGAGCUGAGAGCCAUUCAGGAUGACGAACAUGAACUGCAGAAGGAAGCUCUUAAUGUCAAGUUUAAAAUCGAACAGAUUGACAGCCAUAUUUCUACACAUCAGUCCAAGGUUAAAUACUGGCAAAAGGAGAUAUCAAAAUUAUCAUUGCAUCCCAUAGAAGAUAAGCCACCCGAAGAGCUCCCAGUGCUCAGUCAAGAAGAGCUCGAGGCUAUCAAGGACCCGGAUAGUAUCACUAAUCAAAUAGCUCUCUUGGAAGCACAGUGCCAUGAAAUGAAGCCCAACCUUGGCGCUAUUGAAGAAUACAGGAGAAAGGAAGAGCUGUACUUAAAACGUGUGGCUGAAUUGGAUGACAUUACCAACGAGAGAGACAGAUUUAGACAAGCUUAUGAAGAUCUCCGGAAGCAGCGGCUAAAUGAAUUUAUGGCAGGAUUUAAUGUAAUAACGAAUAAACUGAAGGAGAACUACCAGAUGCUUACUUUGGGAGGAGAUGCUGAAUUAGAACUUGUGGACAGUUUGGAUCCCUUCUCUGAGGGAAUCAUGUUCAGUGUUCGGCCUCCCAAGAAAAGCUGGAAGAAGAUAUUUAACUUAUCGGGAGGAGAGAAGACUCUUAGUUCGCUGGCUUUAGUUUUUGCACUUCAUCAUUACAAGCCAACACCUCUGUAUUUUAUGGAUGAGAUUGAUGCAGCACUGGACUUCAAAAACGUGUCCAUUGUAGCAUUUUACAUCUAUGAGCAAACAAAGAACGCGCAGUUUAUCAUCAUCUCCCUGCGGAACAACAUGUUUGAGAUCGCGGACAGACUGAUUGGGAUAUACAAGACUAACAACACCACCAAGAGCGUGGCAACAAACCCCAAAGUGAUUGCAGCGAAAGGACUGGCUGAACUUGGCAUUGCUGAGCACAGCGUAGCUCAGGACCGGAAUGAAUGAAAAGAAACCCGACCCAGUGUAAAUUAAUAUUCUUGCUGCUGCUUACUCUAUUUUUUUAAAUAUACUUUUGUAUUUUGAAAUUUUUCUCCUUAGAUUUGAGUCUCAUUAGACUGUUAAUAAAACCAAAUCUAAAUAAAUUGAAUUCUUUAUCAUA
Molecule: messenger RNA, 4475 nt
Organism: Coturnix japonica (Japanese quail)
Lineage: Eukaryota; Metazoa; Chordata; Aves; Galliformes; Phasianidae
Gene: SMC4
Product: structural maintenance of chromosomes 4
Biological process (GO): mitotic chromosome condensation
Cellular component (GO): condensin complex; chromosome
Molecular function (GO): ATP binding; ATP hydrolysis activity; protein binding
Source: RefSeq, a predicted model, not a curated record